UUUGUAAUGGCGGACAAGGAAACAGAAAAUCCGUUUGGACUUUGCAAAAAUGACGCAGACUUUUUAAAGUACUUUCACACAUGCAUAAAAGAACUUCGAGGAUUGGUGAUCAGUAAUAUAGAAUAUUACCAACGUGGAAAAUCCAGCAUUCAUGCUUGUUACUAUGCAACUUCUUGCAUUUUAUUGGAAAGAACUCAAGUUUUAGAACCACUGGUGAUAGAUAUCGUUCCAAAACUGGGAAAUUAUGACUUUUCUGAGACAGUUCAGGCAAAUGGAUAUCGGAGUUUUAUAAGUAUUGUCAAUAGGUGCUGUGGACAUUUGCUGCAGCUGUGCCGGCAUAUAAACAUUAACAAGAGUAGUUUACUGUUUCGCUCAUCACAUUACCUGAAAGAACUGGAAAGCUAUGUUGAAGUAUUAGGACAAUUGAUGGCUUUUCUAGGGUACCUGCAGCAGCUGAUGUUGUUAAGUAAAGAUGGAGAUUUAUUUUUGGACAAUGAUGAGGCAGUUGGUGAUGAUUUACUGCUCGAGGUAGAGAUGUUGAACACUGACUGCUUCUAUGGAAGGUGUAUGGGUUUUCAGUUUAGUGAAUCAAUGCAGAAGGUGUUACAGAUGGUUGUAAUUGCCAUGGCAACAUUUAGUGAAUGUUAUGAGGAGACUUCUCAAGUGAUCCAGAUUGCUUCGUCUUUAUUCAACAGUGGAAAAUACCUAGCUGAUUAUGAUCUUAGAGCAAAGCAGGUUGUAGACAUCACAAGGACAGGUGAUAUCAAAUUUUGUAAACAAUUCUGGUCAAUUACAGAGUCCCCGCUACUUCAUCAAGUUCGAUCUUUUACCUUUCCUCAUGUAGAGGUGAGUGAGGUUAUUUCCCUUGAACCAGAAAACUUUGAUUUACCAACUGCUGAAGGACAGGAUGAUACAGUGACUAUAACUCCGCCUUGUGCCCACACAGGUCCCGCCCCUAUCAAAGUCAGACUCAUCUCUCAUGCUUUAAGAGAAGGAAUGCAAGUGACUAGGAAAAUGUUUCAGCCAAAGACAGGAAGUUCAAAACCUGUUGUGUUACCACCGUCACCUGGGCUGUUGUUCCACUGCCACGGUGGUGGGUUUGUUGCCCAGUCUUCACAAUCCCACGAGAAUUAUCUACGUGUAUGGGCGAGAAAACUUGAGAUGCCAAUCCUGUCUGUAGAUUAUGCCUUGGCACCAGAUCUCCCAUUUCCACGUGGGUUAGAGGAAAGCUUCUAUGCUUAUGCUUGGGCUUUAAAAAAUCCAGAGAAA
This is a messenger RNA of Ruditapes philippinarum (Manila clam), 1269 nucleotides long. RefSeq lists its product as uncharacterized. Gene Ontology annotation, molecular function: triacylglycerol lipase activity; sterol ester esterase activity. NCBI's taxonomy places the organism in Eukaryota, Metazoa, Mollusca, Bivalvia, Venerida, Veneridae. Gene Ontology annotation, cellular component: cytosol. Gene Ontology annotation, biological process: cholesterol metabolic process; triglyceride catabolic process. The record is from RefSeq and is a predicted model, not a curated record.